GUUGGAAUGAGUCAUAUAUGGACUUAUAAGGAAUAUAUUAGGAGCUAGAAAUAAAACUACUUGGUUGCCAAUAAUUUUUGAAUGCAAGGGUUUUCGUCGGUUUGGUAAACCAGUUGAACCGUGUCGAACCGAAUAUUUGGCACGUACUUAAUAGCGAUGCAGUAAUUUGGUUCGGUAUUCGAGUUCGCUAUUUUUAAAUUUCUGUAAUUUGUUUUUGACAGCUAUUAUGUAAAACUAUAUAUUCUAUUUAAUUUUUUAAUUAGAAUAAUACUUAAUGAUUUUCCAAAUUAUAAUGGAAAUAAAGAAAUUACUACCCAAAUUUUUACGUAAUACAAUUAACAACCCAUAGUGAUAUUACUCCUAGGAAAGUAAAUUUAUAUAAUAUUUAAAUCAUAUAUGAUAACAAUGAUUAUUAAUAGCUCUGCAAAUAAAAAGUCAAAUUUGUCUUUUCAAUUACCACCCAAUACGGCUAAAUACCUAAUUUGAAUAGGAAAGGGAAACAGAUUCAACAAACGAGCUAAUACACGACACUGUCGCCGUUGUUAUAAAGGUAUCCCAAAAUUGAUUUCUCUGCUACACCAACACCAAUUUAAACUUCAAUUUUGAAACUAAUUAAUCAUCCUCACCAAGUUUCGUCUUAUAUCCAAAGGACAGGUUACGUAAUCGAUUUCUCCUCCAGGAAAGUGAAGAUAUACCUAUGACGUUUCUUGAGCUAUUACGUAAGGCUGAACAAGAACUUUAUCCAGGUUGCUCGAAGUUCUCAACUUUAUCUUUUAUUGUGCAUUUGCUCCACAUAAAGGUUUAUAAUAAGUGGAGCAAUAAGUCAUUUGACAUGAUGUUAACACUGCUAAAAAAAGCUUUACCUCAUGGUGAAACUCUUCCGAAAUCAUACUAUGAUGCAAAAAAGAUUUUAAAUGACUUGGGUUUGGGAUACACUGCAAUCCAUGCAUGUAAGUAUGAUUGUGCUUUAUUUUGGAAAGAGUAUGAAAAUUAUCAAGAGUGUCCAGUUUGUGGUACUUCUAGAUGGAAAGUUAGUAAUGCUAAGAGAAAGCAAAUUCCUCACAAAAUAUUGCGCUACUUUCCUUUAAAGCCAAGGUUGCAGAGGUUGUUUAUGUCACCGAAGACAGCAGCAGAUAUGAGAUGGCAUUCGGACAAGCGAAUAAAUGAUGAAAAAGAGUUGAAACAUCCAGCAGAUGCAAGAACAUGGAAAGAAUUUGAUCAACAACACCCAUAUUUUUCAAAAGAUGCCCGUAACAUACGACUUGCUUUGGCAACUGAUGGCUUCAAUCCAUUUGGUACUAUGAGUAAUUCUUACAGCAUGUGGCCCGUCAUUAUCAUUCCAUACAACUUGCCGCCUUGGAAAUGCAUGAAGAAGUCAUAUUUCAUGAUGUCAUUGCUCAUUCCUGGACCACAUCAACCAGGUAAAGAUAUUGAUGUAUACCUACAACCAUUAGUUGAUGAAUUAAAAGACUUGUGGAAUGAAGGUGUGCAAACCUAUGAUGCAUUUUCUAAGAAGAAUUUUCAAAUGCAUGCUGCUCUUUUAUGGACAAUUAACGAUUUUCCUGCGUAUGGUUGUGUGUCUGGUUGGAGUACAAAGGGUUAUAUGGCAUGCCCUGUCUGCAAUAAACAUACAUGCUCAAAGGGAUUGAGAAGUAAAAUUUGUUAUAUGGGUCAUCGUCGAUACUUGCCUCGUGGUCAUAAAUGGCGAAAAAAUAAAAUCAAGUUCGACGGAAAAGAAGAACUAAACAUGGCACCGAAAUACUUCUCUGGAAAUGAUGUAUCUCAGCAAACGAUGCAUUUAAAAGGUGUUAAAGGUGGAAAACAUCCCAGUUUAAAGAAAAAAAACAAGCGAGAUAAACAAGAUUUGAAUUGGACUAAGAGGAGCAUUCUUUUUGAAUUGCCUUAUUGGAAGACAAUACUCUUAAGACACAAUCUUGAUGUCAUGCACAUCGAAAAAAAUAUUUGUGAUAAUAUUUUGGGGACGUUGUUGAAUAUGGAUAAGAAGACAAAAGAUACAUAUAAAGCAAGGAAAGAUUUGGAGGAUAUGAAUAUUAGAAAGGAACUGCAUUUAAAAAAAAGAAAUGAUGGGAGGUAUGUUAUACCACCGGCAGCUUAUGCAAUGUCUAAAAAAGAAGGACAACAAUUUUGUGAAUUUGUUAAAGCACAAAAGUUUCCAGAUGGAUAUGCUUCUAAUAUUGCUCGUUGUGUAAAUGUGUCUGAAGCUAAGUUAGUGGGUUUGAAAAGUCAUGAUUGUCAUGUUCUCUUGCAACGGUUACUUCCAUAUGGCAUUCGUGGAUGUUUGAGCAAAGACAUAUACGCUGCAAUACUUGAGUUAGGGGAUUUCUUUCGGAGGUUGUGUUGUAGAAAGUUGAUGGUAGAAGACGUAAAUAAAUUGGAAAAAGAUAUUAUUGAGAUAUUGUGUAAGCUUGAAAUGAUUUUUCCACCAGCUUUUUUUGAUGUUAUGGUGCAUUUAGCUAUGCAUCUACCACGUGAAGUUAUGUUAGGUGGCCCAGUUCAAUACCGAUGGAUGUACCCUAUUGAAAGGUAACGUAUAAGUAUUAAUU
Erythranthe guttata (spotted monkey flower) is the source of this 2564-nucleotide messenger RNA. NCBI's taxonomy places the organism in Eukaryota, Viridiplantae, Streptophyta, Magnoliopsida, Lamiales, Phrymaceae. The record is from RefSeq and is a predicted model, not a curated record.